Messenger RNA from Arctia plantaginis, 783 nucleotides. The record is from the annotation of a GenBank genome assembly. Lineage: Eukaryota; Metazoa; Arthropoda; Insecta; Lepidoptera; Erebidae.
AUGAAUUAUCUUAUAUUGUCAGUAGUAGUUUAUUACUCUUGGGAUAUAAACGUCCGAGACAUGGCUUUGAAAACCUUAUUGCUCCUUUUAGUUGUUUGCAUUUCUGUUAAAGCAGAAACACUGUUCAAUCCCUGUGUUAAAGAUGACGUUAAAUGCGUUGGGGCCGCUACACAGACUUUCAUGUCAAAAACUUACGGUGGUUAUCCAAAAUUGGGUAUUAAACCGAUUGAUCCACUAAUCGUACCAUCGACUGAUAUUUCCAUUGACGAAAAAAUAGGACUGGUGCUCCACUUUAAGAAUACCAAUAUUACAGGACUGAAGAACUUGCAGAUAAUUGACUUCAAAUUGGACACAGAUAAAAACAUUGGACUAAUGAAAAUGCAAGCUGAUGUUUCGAUAGUUAGUGAUGUAGAAGUUGAACUAACUAAACUGCAGAAAGUGUUUAAAGGACCUUACACUGCUUCGACAACUAUAGUCGGCACAUCAGAAUACGGCGCCAAUUUAAAAACUGUGAAUGGGAAGCAGUACUUUGACCUUGGCCCAGAGACAACAAACUGCGAAAUCCUUGGGGAACCAAUAGUGAGUCUAGGUGCUGAGUUACAAGGAGCUAUAGAUAAAGAUAAUGACGCAUCACGCCUAAGGCCCGAAUAUGAAGCUAAAAAAUCAGCCUUACGCAAGAAGGCUCUGUGCGUGGUCUUGAAGCAAGGUUUUUCAACCAUCAUUAGCAAUUUAAGAUCUGUAGCAAACGCCUUUGAUAAAAGUGCCUUCUUUACGGAUAUUUAA